UUCACCUACGACGGAGAACGGUUACUAGAUCUCGACAGUGUCAGAAGAAUCAUCUCUAGUUUCGUCGAAAAGGAGAAAAACGUCGGUGUUUUCAACGGUGGAGACUUCAACAGAGGACUCUGCUCUGUUACACUACAGAGAGUCGCUAAAACAGUUGACUCUUACUUAGCAGAGAUCGCUACUUACGGAGAGCUAACGAUCUCCAAGUUCAACGCGAUCGCCAACCUUGUCCCCAAAUCCGCUAGAAAAUCAGACGACGAUCUCUACAGAGCUAUAGACAUCUUCUUGAAAGCUCAUCCGAACCUAGACGAGAUCGAAAGAGAGAAAGUGUGUAGCUCAAUGGACCCUUUAAAGCUUUCGUACGACGCACGUCUCCACGCUUCACAGAACAAGAGACUACCAGUAAACAUAGUUCUU
This is a messenger RNA of Camelina sativa (false flax), 417 nucleotides long. NCBI's taxonomy places the organism in Eukaryota, Viridiplantae, Streptophyta, Magnoliopsida, Brassicales, Brassicaceae. The record is from RefSeq and is a predicted model, not a curated record.